Petromyzon marinus (sea lamprey) is the source of this 393-nucleotide messenger RNA. Lineage: Eukaryota; Metazoa; Chordata; Hyperoartia; Petromyzontiformes; Petromyzontidae. The record is from RefSeq and is a predicted model, not a curated record.
UGCGGCGUGAAAGAAGUUCACAUCCACGUCCGUGGCCGGCGGCGACUGUUGUGUUGGCAGGCGGGUUUGGCCAAACGCUACGAGAGCAGCCCGGACAGGAUGGCCUCGUUCUUCCACGGCCAUCUCAAGGCGCCCGAGUCGAUCAUCAAGUCGUGGAAGGACGACGCCGCCUUCUGCCGGCAGUUCACGCAGGGUCCAAACCCUAUGAUGAUCAGCGUCUGCCGGAGUCUGCGGGAGGUGCCCUGGGAGAUGCGAGGCCUGGCGGGACAGGGCUGCACGGUGCCACAGCUACUGGAGCAAGGUCGCCUCUUCAUCGCCGACUACAAACAACUCGCAGAGGCACUGACCGUGGUGCUGGCCUCGGCCAGCGGGAGCGUUUACACCGCUCCCUAA